This is a messenger RNA of Opisthocomus hoazin, 2177 nucleotides long. NCBI's taxonomy places the organism in Eukaryota, Metazoa, Chordata, Aves, Opisthocomiformes, Opisthocomidae. The record is from RefSeq and is a predicted model, not a curated record.
GACAAUGCAUGUGAGAAGACUUCAUACAUGUUUCUGCGUAAAGAACUUCCUGUGCGACUAGCUAACACCAUGAGAGAAGUCAAUUUGUUGCCCGAUAACUUGCUUAACAGGCCUUCAGUUGGGCUAGUACAGAGUUGGUACAUGCAGAGUUUCCUUGAGCUUUUAGAAUAUGAAAAUAAAAGUCCUGAGGAUCCUCACGUUCUGGAUGACUUUUUAGAUGUUUUAAUUAAAGUCAGGAACAGACACAAUGAUGUGGUUCCAACCAUGGCGCAAGGGGUGAUUGAAUACAAGGAAAAAUAUGGCUUCGAUCCGUUUGUUAGCAGUAACAUCCAGUAUUUUCUAGAUAGAUUCUACACCAACCGCAUCUCUUUCCGUAUGCUUAUUAACCAACACACACUUCUUUUUGGUGGAGAUAUUAAUCCUGCUCAUCCCAAACAUAUUGGAAGUAUUGAUCCUAAUUGUGAUGUGGCGGAGGUGGUUAAAGAUGCUUAUGAAACAGCUAAGAUGUUAUGUGAACAGUACUAUCAGGUGGCACCUGAUCUGGAAGUUGAAGAAUUCAAUGCUAAAGCUCCAAACAAGCCUAUUCAAGUAGUCUAUGUACCUUCUCAUUUGUUUCAUAUGUUAUUUGAAUUAUUCAAGAAUUCAAUGAGAGCUACAGUGGAACUGUAUGAAGGUAAGAAAGAAGGCUAUCCAUCGAUCAAAACCUUAGUCACUUUGGGGAAAGAAGAUCUAUCUAUUAAGAUAAGUGAUCAAGGCGGAGGUGUACCUUUAAGAAAAAUAGACAGAUUGUUUAACUACAUGUACUCAACAGCGCCCAGGCCUAGUUUGGAGCCCUCAAGAGCUGUGCCUUUGGCUGGCUUUGGCUAUGGCUUGCCAAUUUCUCGUCUGUAUGCUAGGUACUUUCAAGGUGACCUUAAACUCUACUCAAUGGAAGGCGUUGGCUCAGAUGCUGUAAUUUAUUUGAAGGCCCUUUCAAGUGAAUCAUUUGAAAGACUUCCCGUUUUUAAUAAGUCAGCAUGGCGACACUACAAGACGACACCUGAAGCAGAUGACUGGAGCAAUCCUAGCAGUGAACCAAGGGAUGCUUCUAAAUAUAAAGCUAAUCGAUAAUUUGCCACCUUUUGUCUCUGUUGGAGAUGACCUCUGCAUUCAGUAUAAAGUCUCUGCUUUGUUCCAAAAUCCUUCAAACCACAAUAGCUAAUUACUUCCAAACAAAGACCUAAUCAGGGCAUUGAAAAAUAGUAAGAACAAAGUGAUGAUUGGGACUUAAAGGAAGGCACUAAGCACGUUUGGUGAGUCCUAUCUACUUCACCAGAACGUGCUUGGUUGCUUCAGUCAUGCAUUGACAAAAGGGAUUGCACUGUGACUGCACUUAAGAAUACAGUGUUGUAACAAAAAGAUACUAUUUGAAAUGGCCAGUUUUUAUUCCAAUAUAAGGAUUGGCAAGAUGUGCAGAAUCCGUUUAAAUGGUGAACAGUAUCUUGCACAGCAAUACGGUGUAAGAGAAAAAUUCUAAUGUAGUUAAACACAUGCUUUGAAAAUCCACUCUUUGCAGCAUUUUAUAUUGCACAGUGUCACCUCUUACAGAAAAUCCCUUUGAGCUCUUCAGAUUGUGUAUUUAUCUGAUGAGCUUAUCAAUGCAUAAGUACUUAAAAGGGUUGUGCAGCUUUAAACUGAUGCUUUUCCCCAUAUUCCCAAAUCCAUUUGUCAAGUGCAUACAAAAAUUAUGUUGUUAUGAGACACUGGGAUUUCCACUUCUUGGUAUGCACCUUAAUGAUUUUCUUGACACGCAAACACAGAAAUGCAUUUCUACACAUUUUUCCUUGUUUUGAGGAAAGAUCAUAAGUAGCUAGAUCAUUUCUCCAUACAAGAAAUUCUAUCAAUACAGGGGCAAGAGGUAAUUCAGUUUCGUGUUUAUUGCCUAUCAUUUCUAGGGGGUUGGGGAGGGGAGCGAAAUGCUGGAAGGUCAGACAGCCAGUCAUACAAAUGAAUUUGCCUUAAAGAGUGUUGGUUGCUUGGAACCUGAUUAGUUUAAAACCUGUAAAUAGUUUGCAAAGUUAUUUAUAUAUUCAAUGUCUGACUAUAGUCUGGUAAUUUGAAUUUGUAGUGUAUAUAAAGAUGUUGUACACGAGCUUUUGGAAAGUGUCUUUGGUCUAAAUACAUGAAACUGGAAAUAU